Molecule: messenger RNA, 1030 nt
Organism: Haliotis rubra (blacklip abalone)
Lineage: Eukaryota; Metazoa; Mollusca; Gastropoda; Lepetellida; Haliotidae
Exons: 6
Coding region: 48-824 (258 amino acids)
Cellular component (GO): trans-Golgi network
Source: RefSeq, a predicted model, not a curated record
CACUGUCAUAUCACAAUCAUCGCCUCGUGACCGUCAUCUGUAUAAGAAUGCACGUACGGGGCAUUUCGUCCUCCACAAUGAAGACCCACAGCAUGUUGGCACUGUUUCUCGUUGCCGUUCUGGUGUCUCCGUCUGCUUCCCUGGAUACAUGUGAAAAAGUCUCACCGUGCUCAUGUCAGAACUCGGAAGGUCUGAUCGACCUCUCACCUCUGGCCAAUGUUGAAGGGACGGCUAAGUAUGCCGACCAGCCGGACGGUACAGGCCAAUGGUAUUACUCUUUCAACCCGUGUAAUGGCUUCACAGAAGGACAAUGUAACAACGUUGCGGUUUGUCAGACGGACAAAACUGCAAGCUACUUCAGCCUAGGAACCCAACAGUCUGCAGCGUUCAUAACAGACGCCACACGCGGACUCCAGAUGCAGUACAGCGCCACUACUGAUACAACAAGAACAAGUUAUGUAUCACUCAUAUGUGAUCGGACGACCACUGGGAGCUUCGAGGUCAAUGGCGAAAACCCACCUGGAAGCGGUCUUUAUUACUUCACACUGAGGAGUGUCUACGCUUGCCCUGGAGGUCUUGAUACCACCACGACGACGACGGCGACUACAGCUGCUCCUUCUCCGAGACCAGCCCCUACUUCAGCCCCAUCUCCAUUCUUUACACUCAAGAUGGUUGUCAUUUUGCUUGGAUGUGUCGUAGGCUGUCUAGCCAUCCUGAUAUGUCUUGCAUUUGUUGGCCUCGUGACCCGGAGAUCAUCAGAGCAAGAAUUGCCCCUCUCUUUCAUGACAAGAGGAAAUUGGUUUCGUAAUUCUAUUAAAACCUGAUUAAAACAGUAAGAGACAUUAUACGUUAUGAUAUCUGUUGUAUAAUGUUAAUGUUUAUAAACAAAAACAAAACAAUGAAGGGUAUUUGAAGGAACCCUGAGGUUGAAAGAUGAAACACUGUUUUCGAACUAACCUAUUCCCACACAAAUCAUUGUUACGCUAGACGCUGUAAAUGAAUGACCUCAAAUAAAGACCAUGCAACUGAA